GACUCACAGCAGCCAACAGCUGCGUAACCUGUUAAGAAACUUUGGAUAUAGCCUAUGUGAUGAAGUGCGACGAGGUUGUUGUUUAGUAGGCCUAUCUUGGAUCCACGACUUCACCAGAACACUCUGGGAAAAGAGGAGGACGGGGUGAGACACCAGUUGCUGCUCCUUGACGACUCUCAGCCGUGGCAUGGAGAGGGCGCACAACUUAGAGAGUCGGUUUAACAUCUUCUAGAGUGUAUUUGGUGCCAAAGUACUCUCUGAGUGUUGAAUUAACACUAGUUUUUACUGUGUGGCAUGGAGAGGGCGCACAAUGGAAGCGUGGGUGGCGAACGUGAACUUCACCUCGUCGGCACAAGCGCGCCCUCGUCUGCGGCGGAGAGCGAAGGCAGCGCGCGGCUCUACAUCAUCAUCCUCCUGUCGUUCUACGGAGUGUUCCUCGCGGCCAUCGCGGUCGGAUAUCUGCGCUCCAAGCAGCGGGAGAAGAGGCGGACGAACGUGUUCACGCGCCUGCUGCACGAGGAGGAGCAGCAGAAGUGGGGCGCCAACCUGAAGAAGGACAGCUGCGCGAGCCUCACCUUCCCGCCAACGACGUUCUUCUCCCACCUGGGAGGAGGCCCGGACUCUGCGCGCGUGAACGUGGUGCCCAUCGUCGCCCCCCACGAGAGCAGGGUUCUGGCGCCGGUGCCGGUGCCGGUGCCACCAUCGCCACUGGCGUGCGCGCUCUGCUCUGUGGAACAGAGUAGCGAGACGUCGCUCUGCUCCUCGGCGGAUGGCUGCGCACGACUGGCUAUCGAGGAGGAGGGGGACAGCGGCACCGGAGAGGGAGAGGGACCCGAGGACCCGGUGAAGGGCGGCGGGCACGAGGACAGCAGCGACGGCUCGGCCGAGAACCUGAAAGAGUCCUCACUCUCCUCCUCGUGACACUCGUGACAAGUUUGGAAACGGCUGGAGCACACUUGACGUUGUAUGUGUGAGUGGGUAUUCUACCAACGACCUCGUAUUCGAGACACCAAAGCGUCGACAACAUGGCCUAUGGAGUGUAUUCUCUUACUGACUUCUGUGUGUGUUUACACCAGUGGCGUGCGCUGACAUUUUGGGCAGGUGCUAAAGGGGGAGUUGAGGGCACGAGGAACUUCUGGCUGCCUUACUAAGAUACAGAGAUUAUAUAGCCUAUUAGGGACAUUGUUGUCACAUGCUAUUGAUGGUGAAGCAUUUGUAGAUUAUGAUGUCAACAGGGGACACGGUAAAUUGUGGUAAAAAUGUAAUUGUUUAAAAAAUAACUUUCAAAAGGGUAUUUUUGGUCCAGUAGAGGCUUUAGCACCACCUCGGCCCUGUCUGUGUACACCUACCAGUAUGGUCUACACAUCUGCAGACUCAGCCUGCUGCUGUCCUUCCCUCAAGCUCAUGCAGCACAGCAUAGGUGUCGGAAAGGGGCAUGCAGUGGUGCUUUUGCAUCCCCACUUUUGGGUUCCCUAAAUUAGGCUUUCUCAACUUUUACUGCAGACAAAUGAGGAGUGCAGCAGCAGUGAAAGAAAAAAAAUGCACCACUGCUUUAAAACUCUUUCUGGUGCCCUUGCAGCACAGGGCGCGUGUUCCAUCACUGUGUCUCAGCCCGAGCUACUUUUGCCACCUUUCAGCACACAUAGUACUUAGAGACUCACAGUACAAGUGCGAGACUAAACUGGAUGAUCAGAUAAGACAGACUCUGACGCAUCUGCCAUAAAUUUCCCCAAAAGCACAUAUAAACAUUUUCACAGAUGUGUUCCACUGUGUGGGGACGCUUAGAUAAGCCGGUUGUACUCCCUCUCCCGUGCAGACAGAGGUUAUUGUGACAGGAAUCUGCCGUUGCCCUGACAACCACACGUCUUCUUCCUGCGGAGAGUCAAACAGUGGCGCCAAACUCAUGAUCCCGGGGCACGGACGCACUCACACACACACACAAACGCACAGAUGCACUCACACACACACACACAAAAACGCACGUCAGAUACACAUCUGCAGAGAAAUGGCUUAUGGCACUGAUACACUGUUCCAUUUACUGUGUGGUUGUGGGUGUGGAGUGUGUGCUUGUUCUACCACUAUUGUGAAGACCACGAUCUGACAUUUCACCUUUGCUGUGAGGACAUAAGUGAUUUAUGAGGACAUUUUGGUCGGUCCUCAUAAUAUGUUGUUUUGUUCUUGAUGAAAAAAAUGAAAGUGCAAAAACGUAUAAAACAUCUGUUUACUGACAGGUUAGAGUUAGGGAUUGUUUUUGUCAGAGCACAGCUUAAAGGGACACUGUGCAGGAAAUGGUCAAAAAAGGUACUGCAACUAUGUUGCUCAUUGAAACUGGGCUGCCUAUUGCCAAAUUUGAUCUUUACAUGAAAGUUUACUAAGUAAUAAACAAAUAUUUUCUAGUAUGGUCCAAGUACAGUCAUUUUUGCAGCUAAAAAUGGCUAUUUCUGGAAAUUCAAAAUGGCGGACCAUGGAGAAGAUCCCCCUUUUCAUGUAUGAAAAGUGUUUUUUUUUUCAGUCAAAAUGAAUACUUAGAAUUUGAUGAUGGUGGUAAGUAUUCAUGAAAAAGUAACAUUAGUGAAUGGGAAGCAUGAAUUCAGGAACUAAAAAUCUCACACAGUGUCCCUUUAAGCAUUCACAAUUUUGAAUGCUGGCAAAAUGCAUGGGAGUCAAUGGAAGGUCCUUACAAAGAUAGUAAUAAAAGUUUGUGUGUGUGUGUGUGUGUUUUGUUGUGUUUAAUUUCCAUGAAAUGUUGUACAUAAUUCAGCCAGAUCACCACAGGAAUCUUCCUGUGUGUGUGUGUGUGUGUGUGUGUGUGUGUGUGUGUGUGUGUGUGUGUGUGUGUGUGUGUGUGUGUGUGUGUGUGUGUGUGUGUGUGUGUGUGUGUGUGUGUGUGUGUGUGUUCUUGUGUGCAGCUCACAUGUUGAAUAAUUGACGUGAUGGCUGGGGCCGAUUAAAGACAUUCAUUUUACA
Messenger RNA from Engraulis encrasicolus (European anchovy), 2967 nucleotides. It is a transcript of the gene kcne4, whose product is annotated as potassium voltage-gated channel, Isk-related family, member 4. Gene Ontology annotation, molecular function: voltage-gated potassium channel activity involved in ventricular cardiac muscle cell action potential repolarization; transmembrane transporter binding; delayed rectifier potassium channel activity. The record is from RefSeq and is a predicted model, not a curated record. NCBI's taxonomy places the organism in Eukaryota, Metazoa, Chordata, Actinopteri, Clupeiformes, Engraulidae. Bases 295 to 921 code for a protein of 208 amino acids. Gene Ontology annotation, biological process: membrane repolarization during action potential; regulation of ventricular cardiac muscle cell membrane repolarization; potassium ion export across plasma membrane. The transcript has a single exon. Gene Ontology annotation, cellular component: membrane.